Molecule: messenger RNA, 552 nt
Organism: Oikopleura dioica
Lineage: Eukaryota; Metazoa; Chordata; Appendicularia; Copelata; Oikopleuridae
Source: the annotation of a GenBank genome assembly
AUGGGCAACUGCUUCAGCGGCUGUGGGAAAGCAUGGAAUCACGACCAAAAAAUAAUAAAAUCCACCCGCUCAUGGAUCUCUGAGGACGAAGCAGAGGAAGAAGAAGAAAGACUGAGAACAGAGGAGCUAGAGAAAAUCCCCACUGUCCCUGAAGAGUCUCCAGAUUUGGACAUCAACUCGACCACUUCUUCCUUCCAUAGCCAGUCCAAGUGUGAGACUAUGUACGAGCAGGAUCAAAUGCGAAUCAGAAAAAUGUCGACGAUCAGCGUAAACAGAUUGGGGGACAACAUAAACCAAAUAAACAGAAAAAAGAGCAAUCAGAGUAUGCGAUCAAGAAAAUCACUAAAUAGCAUCGGUAAAUCCACAAAACGAGAGAGCAAAAUAACAAUCGACGCGGUCUUCUCCGAAAUCAUCAGUUGCCGAAACGAAGACGAAAAAGAGCGAAUGGAGACAUCGAUGAGAAUCGCGCGAAAUAGCUUCAAUAAAUGGCGAACAAAAGCCAGAAAUCCUUCUACGAUUACAGAAACAACUGAAACUGAAAUAAAUGCAUAA